AUGGCGUAUUCAUUAUUGAGCGAUGGUAAAUUUGCUUCUACGACCAUUGUUCAUUAUUUUGGAUCUACUGAUGGUAUCAUUGAAACACCUCAUGAGAACACGAAUCUUAAACCGGAAAAUGACAGUUUUAGACCACAUGUUAUGACAGCUAAAUCUCAACUUCAGUGUCAAAAAGAUAAUUUAGUUGGCCCACCUAAACAAUUAUAUAGGAAGCAAGUGACACUAGUUGAUGCACACCCAGCUCAGGAACCAGUAAUGAAGUAUUACCAGAAUUAUAAACAGUGUGCAAACACUGUAGCUAUGGAAAGACAAAGACGCAUGCUGUCAAGUGAUGAUGUAUUUGGGUUAUACAUAUAA
This is a messenger RNA of Macrosiphum euphorbiae (potato aphid), 357 nucleotides long. The record is from the annotation of a GenBank genome assembly. Lineage: Eukaryota; Metazoa; Arthropoda; Insecta; Hemiptera; Aphididae.